Molecule: messenger RNA, 215 nt
Organism: Candidula unifasciata
Lineage: Eukaryota; Metazoa; Mollusca; Gastropoda; Stylommatophora; Geomitridae
Source: the annotation of a GenBank genome assembly
GAGCCAGGAUUCUGGAGUUCUGGAACAACACGAGUUGUCUUGUCAGCAAUUCUUGUAAAUGGAGCCAACACUUUGUUCAAGUUGAUUGCCUGGUUGUAUACUGGAUCACACAGUAUGUUUUCUGAGUUCAUCCAUUCCUGUGCAGACACUAUGAAUCAAAUAAUCCUGGGAAUUGGACUGUACCACUCCUUCAAAAAACCAGAUACAGACCAUCC